UACACACAACUCCGAGGAGCGGCGCGGUUGUGAGAGAGGGGGAGAGAGAGAGAGGAGUUUAGCUUGGAAUCGAUCCAUGGCGAUGGCGUCGUCCCCAAAACCCGACACCGACUCCGAGUCCGAGGAGUGGAGCGAUAACCCUAACUCUAGCGCCCUUCCCCUAGGGCGAAACGCUAACCCUAACCCUAACCCUAACCCUAACCCUAGCCCUAACCCUAGCCCCGACGACCCCCUCGGAGCCGCCCCCGUCGUCUGCCUCAUGAGGUUCGCCGGCGACUCCGCCGCCGGCGCCUUCAUCGGCUCCAUCUUCGGUUACGGUAAAGGAUUGGUCAGUAAGAGAGGUUUCAAGGGCUCCUUUGCUGACGCAGGAUCAUCUGCUAAGACCUUUGCUGUUCUUUCUGGAGUCCACAGUUUGGUUGCCUGUUUAUUGAAGAGAUUGCGAGGAAAAGAUGAUGUCAUCAAUGCGGGUGUGGCAGGUUGCUGCACUGGUCUUGCUUUGAGCUUUCCAGGGGCGCCACAAGCUCUACUCCAGAGCUGUGUAACCUUUGGAGCAUUUUCGUGUAUAAUGGAGGGGCUCAACAAGCAACAACCGGCGUUGGCUCUUCCUCAUGCUUCUGCUCUCUUCGGAAGCAAUACUAAUGGAGGCCGCCAACAGAAUGUCCUCCCUCCUUUCACUCUACCCCUACCUUGCGAUCUUAUGGAGGGAUUCUCUUCCUUCUGCAGCUCCUUAUCCAAGGAUAAGAAGGCUACUUCCUCUUAACUUUUACAGCAUCUAUCCGGCUGCUUAUUCACGUUUUAUUAUUCUUCAAAGUUGUGUAAAUUUUGUGAGGAAGAGAUAGAGGGCUUUAAUUUUCCCGCAUUUUACCUAAUCACAUUAUGUUGGCGGCUACUUCGUUUUCGCUCAUGUUAAAUCUAUGCUUUGGCGCAUUUUUCUUAAAUCUUUGUGGAAUCUUAUGCAAAUGGUCAGUUCUCUCUA
Messenger RNA from Ananas comosus (pineapple), 976 nucleotides. RefSeq names its product mitochondrial import inner membrane translocase subunit TIM22-2-like. Bases 77 to 760 code for a protein of 227 amino acids. The transcript is spliced from 5 exons. NCBI's taxonomy places the organism in Eukaryota, Viridiplantae, Streptophyta, Magnoliopsida, Poales, Bromeliaceae. Gene Ontology annotation, molecular function: transmembrane protein transporter activity. Gene Ontology annotation, biological process: protein targeting to chloroplast; protein insertion into mitochondrial inner membrane. The record is from RefSeq and is a predicted model, not a curated record. Gene Ontology annotation, cellular component: TIM22 mitochondrial import inner membrane insertion complex; chloroplast envelope.